ACCGGGCGCUGUUUGCGGUCACUUCCUUGCAGAAAGAAUCAGCUGCGGAAGGUUUACGAGAGCCGGCUUGACUACUGCUUAUCACCGAACUGAUGCUCUUGGUCAGUGAAUAUAGUUUAUAGUUCACGGUGGGAGAUGGAAAUGAAACUGAAGUGGCCAGCGAACUACAGAAACUCCGCGACCAACUCUCCGCCCAUGCCUUGACAAGUUUGGUGGAUUCCAGACUCCAUUAAAGCGCAUUUACAAUCAGAACGGGAUUCACACCUACACGAAACUGCAGUUUUACCGGGUCGUUCAGAGUGAAAGAGAUAUGAGCGAACCUGCCGGAGACUGGCAUGAGACGGCAGAGCCCAGCACAGCUGCAGUCGGGGAGACUGCCGGCCCCCACCCUCCGGAGCGGAGAGUGUGCAGGCGGGUGCGAUCCGGGAAACGGCCUCGCCUCGCGGGCUCUGUGAUACGACGCAGGUCCCCGUGGCCCUACAGGGCGGCCUCGCAGCCGGUCGGGUUCUGGCGGAGCACGGCCAGACCGGAUCCGCCUCCCCUGCCCAAGAGCUUCCUGCCCGCACGGCCCCCCGGGCCUCAGCUCAGACCCACCGACCCACAUUCCCCUCUGGAGUUAUUCCAAAUGUAUUUCAGCCGAGAUGCAGUUGAUACGCUCUGCCGAAACACGAACAAACAAGCUGCUCGGAACAUUUGCCCGGGCGGAAAAUAUGCCUGGGUGGACAUCGAUGUCGCGGAAUUUCAUAAAUUCAUGGGCCUCACGUUUUACACGGCUCUGGUUGAACUUGGCGAUAUUGACUCGUACUGGAGAAGGGACCACCUGUUCUCUGUGCCGUUCCCGGCCACGGUAAUGACCCGGGACCGGUACAGACUCAUUUCGUGUAGCCUACAAAUGAGCGACCCCGACGAGGAUGUGGAGAACGACAUGAAGGAGGGGACGGCAGAUUACGACCGCUUGUUUCGACUGAAACCCUUGCUGGAGGUCCUGAGAGCGGCCUGCCUGUCGCUCUACCAUCCGCGGAGGAACCUGUCCGUCCACGAGAGGAUGGCGGCCACGGCGGCCGUGCAGGCCCGUCCGCGCGUGAAGCAGUGCACGGAAGCGACGCCUGUCCGGCGGGGCUUCAGACUUUUUGUCUUGGCCGAUUCGAGCAACGGCUACGCCGUGGACUUCUUCGUGUACACGGGCAAGUCCACGUUCCCUUCGGCCACGAGCGUCGGGUUCGGCUCCGUGGCGUCCCUGAUAGCGCCGGCGUACCUUGGGACUGGGUAUCAUUUGUACGUGGACGACUUUUACACCAGCCCGAGACUAUUCAAGCAUCUGUACGCUCUCGGUGUUGCGGCUUGCGGGCCCUACAGGGGCGGAGAAUACCCUGGCGCGCGGCGCAAUGCGAUGACCAGGAAGCAUCCGAGAGGAACCAUCCGGUGGAUCCGAGAUGGCUCCCUGCUGUUCGUGAAAUGGAUGGACUCGCAGGAGUUCUCCUUCUGUUCCACGAUACACGCCGCCUUCUCUGGCCACACCGCCCAGAGGCGAGUUAGGAAUCCGGACAGUAGCUGGAGCACGGAAUCCAUUCCAUGCCCUGCUGCCAUUGUGGACUACGAUGAAAACAUGGGAGGACUCGACCUCUUCAACCAGCUCAUCCAGUACCGCACUGAGCACAAGAAGACCGCGCGCUGGUACCGGACGUUGUUUUUCCAUUUUAUGGACAUCGCCGCCACAAACGGCUACCUCCUCCACAGAGAACUGCGCCAGGCCAGUGCGCUUCAGCCCAUGACUCGCCGAGAGUUCCAGGAGGAGCUGACAGCCCAGCUCUGUCGGGGGACGUCCGAAAGCCCUCCUCCCCAGGAAGUGUGUAUGCACAUGCCUGUGCGCAUCAGCCAGCAGCGAGACCAGAGCCAGAAGGCCUCCAGUGGAUGCAAGACCUGUAUUCACUGCAGAGAGUCUCGGCACGUCUACCAGUUAACCCCUUGGCAAUGCAACGAGUGCCAGGUGCCUCUUUGCCUGAUCGUGGACAGGAAUUGCUUUGAGGAAUGGCAUAAGUAAAUCUUGACCCCAAAAAAAGGCAAUUUUUGUGGUAUAUAGUUUAUU
This is a messenger RNA of Conger conger (European conger), 2086 nucleotides long. Its product is annotated as piggyBac transposable element-derived protein 4-like. Bases 311 to 2041 code for a protein of 576 amino acids. The transcript has 3 exons. NCBI's taxonomy places the organism in Eukaryota, Metazoa, Chordata, Actinopteri, Anguilliformes, Congridae. The record is from RefSeq and is a predicted model, not a curated record.